Messenger RNA from Siniperca chuatsi (mandarin fish), 1260 nucleotides. Its product is annotated as ras-related protein Rap-1b. Bases 106 to 660 code for a protein of 184 amino acids. Gene Ontology annotation, cellular component: plasma membrane. The transcript has 8 exons. Gene Ontology annotation, molecular function: GTPase activity; GDP binding; GTP binding. NCBI's taxonomy places the organism in Eukaryota, Metazoa, Chordata, Actinopteri, Centrarchiformes, Sinipercidae. Gene Ontology annotation, biological process: Rap protein signal transduction; negative regulation of synaptic vesicle exocytosis; cellular response to cAMP. The record is from RefSeq and is a predicted model, not a curated record.
GGAGGGAGCGGCUCUGAUAGAGCGACGUACACAGAGAGUGGGGAGAGAGAGAGAGAGAGAGAGAGAGCAGCGGCGCGGACGGGUGGAUGACUACAGACAGUCAGGAUGCGUGAAUACAAACUGGUUGUUUUAGGAUCAGGAGGAGUCGGCAAGUCAGCUCUGACUGUCCAGUUUGUUCAGGGAAUCUUUGUGGAGAAAUACGACCCGACGAUAGAGGAUUCCUACAGGAAGCAAGUCGAGGUCGAUGGACAGCAGUGUAUGUUGGAGAUCCUGGACACAGCAGGAACAGAGCAGUUCACGGCGAUGAGAGACCUGUACAUGAAGAACGGUCAGGGUUUCGCUCUGGUUUACUCCAUCACGGCUCAGUCGACCUUCAACGACCUUCAGGACCUCCGAGAGCAGAUCCUCAGAGUGAAGGACACCGAGGACGUUCCCAUGAUCCUGGUUGGAAACAAGUGCGACCUGGAGGUGGAGCGUGUGGUGGCCAAAGAGUCCGGCAUCGGCCUCGCCCGCCAGUGGAACUCCUGCGCCUUCCUGGAGACUUCAGCCAAGAGCAAGAUCAACGUCAACGAGAUCUUCUAUGACCUUGUGCGACAGAUUAACAGGAAGAGUCCAGUUCCAGGGAAAACUCGCAAAAAGUCCACCUGUCAACUUCUCUAAUGACAGUUUUCUGCUCACCUGACCGACAACCAACCAACCAAUCACACCACAUCUUCCAGCUGGCCACGCCCCUUUAACACAACCAUGUCAUCAUCAAACAUCAGCCACCUCUGACCUCUGUUCCCGUGAUGACCACACCGCCCAUCCCCUCACCACACUGUCUGACGGAGACGGUUGCCUUGGAAACAUUAAAACCAAACAUCAAAAGACUGUGGCGGCGAUGAUGAUAAUGAUUCUGCUGUUGCAGGAAUGGGGGCUGUCCAAACAACUGCCCAAAUUUAAACAACAGUUCCCAUCAUGCUCUCUGCUAGGCCAUUUAGCGCUGGGGAGUGGCUUCUUGCUUUUAAUGUUAAACGUUUCUUUCCUUUCCUUUACUUUAUUUUCCUUUUUUAUGUCCCGAGCCAUUCACACGCAGUUUGACCACUUCACUGUCAGCCAUGUUGUUGCCACUGUUACCCCGGUGAUGUCACGGCUAACAUGGCUGACUGUGUGUGUGUGUGUGUGUGGCUCUGGUAGAACCUGUGGAUCCAUACAGUGGUUAUUAUUACAGUGGUUAUUAUUAUAAUUCUGUGUGAAAAGAUAUAAAAGUCAUUUAAUGUU